GGAGCGAGCUGGUUUAAACCCAACACCACUAGAAAAGAAUUCAGACACUGAAGAGGAGGAAAAAUUGACCUUCAAAGGAUUUAGGACUGCUUUCAGCCCAGAAAGGUUGUGUCAGAGCUGAUCCCACGUUCGGUGGAAAACGUUGAGGAAUCUGAAGGCGCGUUCAGAAACAUCACAGAGAAGAAAUGUCCUCCAGAGGGAAUCCUCUCUUCCUCUGUUCUCUGUGCCUGAUUGUGGGUUCAGUCUGGAGCCAGGGUUCCACUCAUGAUGCCUUCAUAAUCCAGUACCUGGAGAGAAGACUGGCUCAGAUGGAGGAGCGUCUGAGUCAGUGUGAGCUCAACACGCAGAGCGUCACCCAGAAAAACUACGACCUCUCCUCCGAGAUCCGGGCUUCUCUGUCCACACUCAGUCUGCUUAGUUCAGAGGUGAAGAGCCAGGUGGACGGCAUUUCAAUGCGCAUGGAUCGAGUGGAGAGAGAGCUGGAGUACUUGGAGGAUAAAAUUCCAACUCAGUCAAAUAUUGAGAUUGAGGAAGCUCUGCUGGAGCAACAGAUAAAGGCUGCAGAGCUGGAGCAGCUGAAGAAGAAAGCUGGAUUUAAAGUGGAGAAUGACUGCAGGAGAACUCUGAGUCAGAUCAAGUCUCUGAAGGUCGUGAAAAAGGCUGGAGACGUGUCCGGCUCCUGGUUAAAGGACCUCUCUGAAGGAUCCCAGAAGGUGUACCUGUUUAGUGGAAUUCGGAACAACACUGUGCUGCAGUUUCCAUCGCUCCAAAGCUUCAAAAAAAAGACAAAGCCUCAGACAAAGCUGCUGCAGCUGCCGUUCCACUGGCAGGGCACAGGGCAUGUGGUCCACCAUGGAUUCCUGUAUUACCACAUGGCAGACACACCCAACCAGAUACUGAAGUUUGAUCUGCUGAACAGCACAGUGGUGGACAGGACUCUUAUACCGGGGGCAGGCAAGCUCCCCACCUACAGUCUGAAUCCCAACACCUACCUGGACCUGGCAGUCGAUGAACUCGGCCUCUGGGUUAUUUAUGCCGACCCUGACUAUGGAGGAAACCUUGUCAUCAUCAAACUAGAUAAAGAAACCCUGGCAGUGAAGUAUACCUGGGAUACACAGUGUAAAAGCCGAGAUGCUGAAGGGGCGUUCUUGGUGUGCGGGACCCUUCAUGUGGUCUACAACACAGGCUAUGGGGGGCGCUCCACCAUACAGUGUCUGUAUGACAUUCAUGACACCGUCCACAGCAAUGAGAGUCCUGUGGUGUUCUUUCCAAAGCGCUACAGCAGCCACAGCAGCAUCCACUAUCACCCCGGAGACAAGCACCUGUAUGCCUGGGACGAUGGCUACCAGACCAUCUACGAAGUGGAGACACGUAGGAAUGACUGAUUCCUCAGAGUCAAGCUUCACUUCAAACAUCACAAAUAACUUAUCCAAUCACCCUUUGGUUGUGAUCAGUGCUAGCUUUGCUAGUGAGACAGGUAGAGAAGAUCAAUCAGUAAAGGGCUUCAAAUGCAAUUGUAACUUUUAUGGUUUUUAUCAACAAUAAAGAUCUUUGGCUUUUUGCAUCUUUA
This is a messenger RNA of Oryzias latipes (Japanese medaka), 1570 nucleotides long. RefSeq names its product olfactomedin-like 1 (gene olfml1). Lineage: Eukaryota; Metazoa; Chordata; Actinopteri; Beloniformes; Adrianichthyidae. Gene Ontology annotation, biological process: signal transduction. The record is from RefSeq and is a predicted model, not a curated record.